Messenger RNA from Asterias rubens (European starfish), 2364 nucleotides. RefSeq names its product medium-chain specific acyl-CoA dehydrogenase, mitochondrial-like. Lineage: Eukaryota; Metazoa; Echinodermata; Asteroidea; Forcipulatida; Asteriidae. The record is from RefSeq and is a predicted model, not a curated record. Gene Ontology annotation, biological process: medium-chain fatty acid catabolic process; fatty acid beta-oxidation. Gene Ontology annotation, molecular function: flavin adenine dinucleotide binding; medium-chain fatty acyl-CoA dehydrogenase activity. Gene Ontology annotation, cellular component: mitochondrion. The transcript has 11 exons. The coding region runs from base 54 to 1355 and encodes 433 amino acids.
UUUUAUAAAAAGUCAGUCGUUCCUGUUGAUUUGUGUGCGACGGAGUGUGCAAAAUGGCUCUACGGGUAACUCUAAAUCAUGCGUUAAAGGCCCUUACCAAGUCCAACCAGGUUCCUCGUUCAUCAAGGGUGUUUUCUCGAAGUCGUUCAUCUGAACCAGAUCCCGAGUCUGCAGUCCAAAGACCUGGUCUAGCAUUUGAAUUAAGUGAUGAGCAGAAAGAGUACCAAGAGUUGGCUCGUAAGUUCACCAAGGAAGAGAUCAUUCCUAAGGCUGCUGAACAUGACAAGACUGGAGAGUACCCGGUGGAGAUCAUCAAGAAGGCGUUUGAUCUCGGAUUGAUGAAUUCACACAUUCCGGCUUCAGUUGGUGGACUUGGUCUGGGUAUUCUAGACUCAUGUAUAAUUGCUGAAGAGUUUGCCUAUGGAUGUACAGGGAUCCAGACAGCCAUAGAAGCCAACUCCUUAGGGCAAAUGCCGGUAAUCAUUGGCGGAACUAAAGAACAACAGAAGAAGUACCUUGGUCGGAUGGUGGAGGAACCCCUGAUGUGUGCCUACUGCGUGACAGAGCCAGGGGCAGGCUCUGACGUUGCUGGUCUGCGAACCCGCGCCGAGAAGAAGGGUGACGAAUACAUCCUGAAUGGUGGCAAGAUGUGGAUCACCAAUGGCGGGCAUGCUAACUGGUACUUUGUCUUGGCUCGUACGGAUCCCGAUCCCAAAGCAUCCACGGCUAAGGCCUUCACUGGAUUUAUUGUGGACAGAGACAGUCCUGGUGUGAUUGUUGGCAGGAAGGAGUGGAACAUGGGUCAAAGGGCGUCAGACACACGAGGCAUUACAUUUGAAGAUGUGAGAGUACCAAAAGAGAAUGUUUUAAUUGGAGAAGGUAUGGGUUUCAAGAUCGCAAUGGGAGCAUUUGACAAGACCAGACCACCGGUUGCUGCAGGAGCUACUGGUCUCGCACAGAGAGCCUUUGAUGAGGCCACCAAGUACUCAAUGGAAAGAAAGACGUUCGGAAAAUACAUCUGUGAGCACCAAGCUGUUGCCUUCAUCUUAGCUGACAUGGCAAUCGGCAUUGAGACUGCACGCCUGAUGACUCAUAGAGCAGCCUGGGAGACCGACCAGGGAAAACGCAACACGUAUUACGCAUCCAUUGCUAAGGCAUUAGCAGCUGAUGUAGCUAACAAGUGCGCUACGGAUGCUGUACAGGUGUUUGGCGGGAAUGGCUUCAAUACGGAGUAUCCAGUGGAGAAACUGAUGAGGGAUGCUAAGAUCUAUCAGAUCUACGAGGGUACAGCCCAGAUUCAGCGCGUCAUUAUAUCCAGAGAGGUGCUGACAAAGGCUAAACAGAUGAUGGGAUAGAUUGGUUGGCUGACCAACAACAGAUGAGGUCUCUGUGCUACAUUCUCUGCCGCUGGGGGUGCACUAACACGACUAAAUGACCAAAACAACCAUCCAGGAGUGUGAGAGAGAGAUGCGGAAUCAGCCAUUAACAGGUUUUUUAAUGUUUAACCCAAACAGUCCCAAAGCCUCAUAAUUCCUAUCUAGGAAGUUGUCCAACUAACUACAUUUAUAUAGGAAGUCAUGCUGCAUGCCCAACUAACAAUUCGUUGGCUCAGGACUAUGUUCUUUUGUGCAGUUUGUAUGGAUUUCAUAAAAUUGCUUUUGCAUAUUUUGGGGCUCCUGUAAACAGAGUUUAUUAAUCAAGAGUAGUCUCAAUUGUAGGCAAAAAGAAACAUUCAGUUUCUAAGAAAAAUAUUGACUUGCAUAUUUUGAUUUAUUUUUUCAAACUUAUACACAUUUAUUCACUUAGCGACCUUUAGAUUAUGAAAUUACAAUUAACGACCUUUAAGCUCUGAGCCAAUGAAUUGAUAAUUAUUUGAACAGGCAUACCAAUCUCAUCCGAGGCAAAACACAAGGUGUUGAUUGUUGAGGUACCAAAGAGUAGAGGAGCCUUGAAGGGUUAUGCGAGGGUCUCUGCCAAUAGACAUCAGUAGGAAUAGUGUUGAGAUCAUUAAAAUUCCCUUUCAGGAAGUUUUGUGACUUUGACGGAGCGAGACUGCAGGUCCAUUUCAAAAACAAGGGCCCAAUUUCUUGGUGCUGCUUGCUGUGGAAUUUGGGGCUUCGAAAGACACAUUUUACAGGGUGCCGUAAGCACAGAAUUGUUAUUUGUGACUGGUUGCCCGACAUCCCUACCAGGGGUUACUGGCAGAGGUAUCGAUACAGUGCACUGCCCAUGGUAGCAAGGUUAAGAUUGUCCAAUUUUAAAGAUGUUUUUACUAUUUAAAAAAAAAGGCAAAUGAGCAAUGCAAGUUAAAUGAUUUUCCGGACACUGUGUGGUUAUUAAAGGUUUGCACGAUUUGGACAUAAA